AGGGGAAGUGCGCGCUCCCUAUCAAACAGAGACAGUGGCGAGAAAAAAAACGCACGGCGCGCAUCCGUUCACCUCCCCAUUGACGUCACUCCGGUAUCACAUGAACGAGCCGGGACCAAUCCACACACAGUCCUAUCGAAGCACUCGGUUCCUACUCUGAGAUAGGGAGGAAAAAACGAUAGAAAAAGCGGAACCAUGACUCCCAGCAUCUGAAGAACAAAACACUCUGUAUGCGGUUAUUGUUUGACAUUUUUGCGAGGAAGACUGGAAUAAUAUGCUGUGGACAGAGACGGAAUGGAUAUGGCAAUGGGCCGAACGUAUUAAAUAAAGGAAAGACAUAAGGAAACGUUGGACUACAUCGAACCCUUCCUCGUUUGGACGGGCUUGUUUAAUGGCUUCAUUUCUCGCCGUCACCGAUUCUAGCCUUUUCUGUUCCACCAGUGUUAUUAAACGCACUGAGGUCGAAUCACGGUGGAUCGCGUGAGCCAAACACUGGGACGACCAUUAGGGGCUGUUCAAACCGAACGCAUUUUUGUGCUAAACGACAAAUAGAACGGAACGCAGUUGUCUCGAGACGCGUUUUUGAUAGUUAACCUUCUUUUUUUUACCUGACGCGACGUCCCUGGGAAACAAAAAACAGCGCAGACGGACGCUUAAACGUGUUUGGUGUGAACGGCCCCUUAUUCGGCAUCGAAAUCAGAAGACAUCCACCUGAUCUUAUCCAACGCCCUCGACUUUCCCUCAGCUUCAACAUGGAUUUUAACGGCAGCGGCGGGGGAAACGAAUUGCACAACAAUCAGUUUUAUCCGUCCGAAGAGAGUAAGCCGCUGCUCGGAGAAAUGUCCGCGCAGCAGCCGCCGCCGCUGGAGGGGAAUAAUAAUCACAAAGCGGGGCCCUGCAGCAAGAGGACCCUUCUACACUGCAGCAGCAGCGGGAUGAGAUACAAACUGCUCCAGGAGGGAGACAUCCAGGUGUGCGUGGUCAAGCAUCCGCGGACCUUCCUCAGUAAGAUCCUCACCUCGAAAUUUUUACGGAGGUGGGAGCCGCACCACCUCACCUUGACGGACAGCAGUCUAGUGUCUGCCACGCCCACUGGAUACAUGGAGGCCCCUCUGUCUUACAGCACUAUAGAAGACCUGCAGCUGUUUUCCUGGGACAAUGCCCCUAAAUACUGUGUCCAGCUAAGCUUUCCUGGAGGGACAGUCCUCCUGCAGGCUGCUAACAGCUAUCUGCGGGACCAGUGGUUUCACUCUAUACAGUGGAAGAAAAAGACCUACAAGUACCGCAAGGUUCUGAAUAACCCAAGCCGCUGGGACGUGGUACUGAAGGAGAUCAGAGCUCUGGUGGAUAUGGCCCUGACAUCACCUCUGCAGGACGAGUCCAUUCAUCAGGCCCCACUACAUAUCAUCUCCACCCUGCUCGCUGAGAACACCAACCUCAGUGCUCAGGACCAUGAGAACAUCAUUGUGGCCAUUGCACCCCUGCUGGAGAAUAACCACCCUCCUCCUGACCUGUGUGAAUUCUUCUGCAAGCACUGUAGGGAGCGCCCUCGGUCGAUGGUGGUGAUUGAAGUGUUCACUCCUGUGGUUCAGAGGAUCCUCAAACAUAAUAUGGACUUUGGGAAAUGCCCCAGACUACGUCUCUUUACUCAGGAGUAUAUUUUGGCUCUGAAUGAACUCAAUGCUGGGAUGGAAGUGGUCAAGAAGUUUAUUCACAGCAUGCACGGUCCCACCGGACAGUGCCCUCAUCCUCGGGUACUCCCCAAUCUCGUGGCGGUGUGCCUGGCUGCCAUCUACUCUUGCUACGAAGAGUUCAUCAACAGUCGGGACAACUCUCCCAGUCUGAAGGAGAUCCGGAACGGUUGUCAACAGCAAAGUGAGAGGAAGCCGCCCAUGCCCUUGCGUCUGCUGCGGCCCGAGCCGCCUAUGCCACCCCUGAACACCACCCUGUCCCCUUCCCCAGCCCUUCCCCUCUCACCACCACCUUCCAUCGUGAACUCCAGUGAGAUCCUGGUGGAACUGGAGCGGAACAACAACACCGCUAACACACUUCGUAAGGCCCCUGCAGAGGGCGACAGUGAGCCCAACCUGAUCGACUGUCUACUGGUCAGCCCUGCGCUCAAUGCCCUGUCCAUUCAGCUGCCUGCCCACGCCGACAGAGUGCUGGGAUGUUUCGCUCUUAUCCUCAAGAUGCUAUCAGACUAUGAUGACUGGAGACCAGCACUGGCCAGCCUGCUUCAACCCAUCCCCUUUCCAAAAGAGGCCCUUGCACAUGCCAAAUUCACAAAAGAGCUGAAAUAUGUCAUUCAGAGGUUUGCAGAGGACCCCAGACAAGAGGUCCACUCCUGUUUGCUCAGCGUGCGCUCUGGAAAAGACGGGUGGUUCCAACUCUACAGUCCAGGAGGCGUAGCUUGCGAUGAUGACGGAGAGCUGUUUGCUAGCAUGGUCCACAUCCUCAUGGGUUCCUGCUACAAGACAAAGAAAUUUCUUCUGUCCCUGGCCGAAAAUAAACUGGGACCCUGCAUGCUCUUGGCCCUGCGGGGGAACCAGACCAUGGUGGAGAUCUUGUGCUUGAUGCUGGAAUACAACAUCAUAGAGAACAAGGACACUCAGCUACAGAUCAUCUCCACUCUGGAGAGCACCCAGGUCGGCUUGCGCAUGUACGAACAACUGUGCGACAGACAGAGAGAGCUUAAAGAACUGCAAAGAAAAGGAGGACCCACUCGACUCACUCUGCCCUCAAAAUCUACAGAUGCUGACUUGGCUCGUUUGCUAAUCUCUGGUUCCUUCGGCAACCUGGAGAACCUCAGCUUGGCAUUCACCAAUGUCACCAGUGCCUGCGCCGAACAGCUCAUCAAGCUGCCAUCCCUCAAACAGCUCAACCUGUGGUCCACCCAGUUUGGAGACGCUGGACUGCGCUUGCUGUCAGAGCACCUGGCCUGUCUGCAGGUUCUGAACUUGUGUGAGACUCCAGUCACAGAUGCAGGCCUGCUCUCCCUCAGCUCUAUGAAAAGCCUGUGUAGCCUGAAUAUGAACAGUACUAAACUCACCGCGGACACCUAUGAGGACCUGAAGGCUAAACUACCCAACCUGAAGGAAGUGGACGUUCGCUACACAGAGGCAUGGUGAACUGUUCAGCAUCAUCAAUUCUCACUGAGAUUUCUAAACGCUGGAAAUCGCAGACACAUCAUCAGAACACAACAUAAUCACAAACGUGGAGAAACGAGGACUGUAUUUAUAGGAACAUCAUUCAAACACAAGGACCUCCUGAUAUAUCAUAAAUGUGUCUCAUCCAAAUAUAAAGACGCUCUUUGUAGUGGCAUCAAAAUGCAAGAAUAUGUCUUGUGUGACAUCAUCAGCACAGGAACCUUGUUUCUAAUGAAUCAUAAAGGGGACUUUUUCACUUUCAACUGUUUGUUUGUUCUUGCCUUUUAUCUCAGACCCCUCGAAGGAACCGUGUCCCCUGUUAGUACCUGUGUGUCAGCCGUAUCUGGCUUUCCUUACAUCACCAUCCCUUAAAACUAUGGAUUUCAUCACUUUGUCCUUUUUUCCCAGAAGUCAAUGUUGAUUUGUCCUUCUUGAACUACAUGGAGCCAUUUCCCCUGUGGUACCAGCGUCUGGUGAAGGCCUGAAUAUUCAGAGCCACAUUCCAGUACAGUUUUGAUAUCACCUCUUGUGUGGAAAGCCAAAAUUUCCAUUUUGUUACAUUUGUGCUUGGUCCUUUCAGUUCAGUCAUUUUUCUUCCUCUGAGAAAUUCCUUGUGUAAAAUGUGUCUAACAAUGCUCACUUCUUGACACAUUCAUCUCUAUCUCUCUGAAAAUCAUUUUUUAUCAACUUGAAAAAGCAUAUUUUUCCAUACACUGCUUUCAUAUGUAUGUUUGUAAAGAAAAAAAUAUGUAUCCCAUUUUGGCAUUUUUUAAGCAGACAUUUCAGGGGCUUUGCUCUACAGCAAAACAGAAAAACGAAAAUUUUUGUUUCUUUUUUCUUUUCUUUUUUCUUUUUUUUUUGCAGCCACAUUGUACAGUGUAAUUUUGAUUUUACACCCAUAUUUAAGAGCACGUUUGUCCAGGAAGUAGUCUGGGACUACUUUGUAUUUAUGAGCCCCAUUUAUUUGGUUGCUCUGGUCUUUUUUUUUUAUUUUUUGUUUAUUUUUAUUUUAUCAUCAAGUACUUUUGUCAAGCAAACUGAACCAAAAUGGUGCCUAAAAACAUUUUCUGUAAAGAUUGCAUCACUUAGCAACUCUGAGGUAAGUCAGCAUAGUUGUACAUAGAUAUACAUUAUUGACUUUAAAACCAAUUAAUAGGCUUUAUUAUUCCCUGUAAACAUGUCGUGGUUGCCUCUAGCGGUCGAUAGGAGUCCACCACGAGUGUAUGGUUAAGAAAACUAUCGAGCCAAGAUUUCUGCUAUGUUCAUUAUGGCUUGUUAUGCAGUUUAACCUUUUUUACAUUUUGUUUUUUCGCUCGUGUUAAUGUCUCUCCGAAAACAUAUAGUUUAUCAUCAUUGUAAUAAGUUACAAUUAAUGUCUUGACUAGUAAAGAACUAUUACAAAAGAGGCAGAUCUUGCAAGUAAUUACUUGUUGAAGAAAUAUCUCGUAGUGAGCAAUAAAACUGUCAAUUUAAGUUACAAUUGUAACUUAAAUUGAGAGGUUUUCUUUAGAAAUUCUUAUUUUGAUCCAUGUUUACAAAGGAGUGUCUGUCUCAACUCACACUUAAACUAGCGAUAAAUAGACUGUGUUCCGAGUUGCUGCCCCGUCCAUGUGGCCGGUCUUUAACUUAGCAGUUUUUGAUAGGUCGAGCUUGUGUGUUUUUUAAAUUUAACACAGAAAUAGACACCGUCCAGGGGAGUUCAGUGCUGGGUGCCAUAAAUGUCUCUGGCACCAACUUGCGUUCUGCCAUCUUUGGUCUGAACCUUGCGUAGUUGCAUACUGUAUAAUGUACAUACGAGUGUAUAUAAUUUCCCUCCACUCUCUGUCUGAUAUUUUUGUUUCUCUUUCUCUCAUGUUUUUGGGAGACUUUUGUUGCCUUCAUUUUUUAAAUGAGUGCAUAUGGUCGCCUGUUUUGGUUCACUCCCUCCCACAGGCCAAGUGCACUGUCAUUGUGUUCAGUGGUUAUUUCUAUUUAAUUUUUUUGGACAAUUUGAUGUGUAAUCCUUUUUUUUUUUUUUUUUUUUUUUUUGCAUGUUGCAUCUGCAGAUGUCGCAUUUUGUAAUUUUAUCAUGGAGAUUAAAAUAUAAAGGAUAAAAUCACUAGUUCUGAAACCAGCCUUACACUUCCACCCUUCAACCACUUACCAUGUGGAUCAGUACACAUUUCUAAAAGCGAGUGGUGUGCGAGCCUGUGCACAACGCAGUAAACCGAAGGAUUAUAUUGGGCUUGUGAUAUUGAUGUUGAAGCAAGGUACAGUUCUGCAUUUGUGAGUGGACUAAAAAAACUGCCAUUUUAUACACUGGUGGAAACAUUAAAGUCACAUUUGUUUAAUGGUUUUCAGUCUCGGCGUAUAUCAGCAGACCAAAUUUCUCUGCAGGGGAAGGAGUUGAGAAGGCUGGGUUCCCCCCAACCCUCAUUUUGCUAAAAAAGAUAUACAAAUACCACCUUUUUCUCUUGAUCCAAAAACUAUUAAGAGUGGAAAUCUAGUUUCUACUUCAGUAACUUGGGAAACUGUUUCCUCCACACCUCUGAUUUAUUUGUUAUAUCCUGUGGAGUUCAUUGUGCUAUUUGUGUUUCCAAUGUCUCACUACCAACAUAUUUUAAUGUCUUGUUAUUUUCAGCUCCCACCCCCCCCCCCUCCCUUUUUUUUAAAAAAGCACUUUCCACAAUGUUGAAUUGAGACUGAGUCUUAAUAUGAUGUUGGUGGGGUUCCUAUGGCCCCUGUGAUACAGUUGUGUACAUACAAAUAAGAACUACAUUUCCCAUGAUGCCUGGAGUUUCUUCUGUGUUUAUCUGCUUCUAUCUACAGCUGGGUUGCUGCUGCUGCUGCUGCUCUAUGGCUGUUGUAAUGAGAACACACAACCUUCAACAGGAAAAUAAGCCUAAUAUGUGAACCAGUUUCAAUCAAAAUAAACUGUCUGAAUAUGUUUCAAAUAGAAAGCUUGGAAAGGUUUUUUU
Molecule: messenger RNA, 6103 nt
Organism: Myxocyprinus asiaticus (Chinese sucker)
Lineage: Eukaryota; Metazoa; Chordata; Actinopteri; Cypriniformes; Catostomidae
Gene: cmip
Product: c-Maf inducing protein
Exons: 21
Coding region: 753-3128 (791 amino acids)
Cellular component (GO): cytosol; nucleoplasm
Source: RefSeq, a predicted model, not a curated record